CCGGCUGGUUUGUUUCGCGUGUUACGUUCAGCUGUCACUCUUUGGUGGUUAUUAGCGUUGAUAAAAAUCAACGGGAACACGUGUUGGCCUCGUCGGGCUGUCUGUCAACGGAUGUACGGAGUGGCGCGUCACGGCUACGAAGAGUACCGGAAGUGACAGGAUAGGACAAAGGCUGUCGUGACCAUCAUCGAUGGCAGCCGCGAGCUUUCCUCCAAACUUUUCGAACGUCGGCAUCCUGGAGAACUGCGCCGGCAUGGAGGCAGCAAAUGGUACGAUCGAGCACGAUUUUCACAAUGCCCUGGUGCCCAUAAACGGUAGCCAUUCCGGCAGCUCCGGCAGGAGUACACCGAAUGGCGGCGACCCCGCACCGGGGAAAUUGUUCGUCGGUGGUUUGUCCUGGCAGACGAGCAGCGAAAAACUCAGGGAGUACUUUGGCAUGUUCGGCACCGUCACCGACGUCCUCAUCAUGAAGGAUCCGGUCACACAGCGUAGUCGCGGCUUCGGUUUCAUCACGUUCGCGGAGCCGGGUAGCGUGGACAAGGUGCUGAAGUGUCCGAUUCAUACGUUGGACGGGAAGAAGAUCGACCCGAAACACGCGACGCCAAAGAAUCGCGCGAAACAGGCGAACCGCACGAAGAAGAUCUUCGUUGGCGGCGUGAGUCAGGACACGAGCAGCGAGGAAGUGAAGGCCUACUUCAACCAGUUCGGCAAAGUCGAGGAGACGGUGAUGCUGAUGGACCAACAGACGAAACGGCACCGUGGCUUCGGUUUCGUUACGUUCGAGAACGAGGACGUGGUGGAUCGCGUGUGCGAGAUUCACUUUCACACGAUCAAGAACAAGAAAGUGGAGUGCAAGAAGGCUCAGCCGAAGGAGGCGGUUCAACAGGGCGCGUUGGCCCUCGGCAAGAGGGUGGUGUUGGGCGCCCUGGGCGUCAGGCUGGCGCCCCAACCGCCCUUACCGGUCGCCGCGGCGUCCCAGAUCGUCGCCGCACAGGCGCAGGCGCAAGUACAAGCGGCCGGUUUUCACGAAUCGUAUUUAACGAACUAUUGUUCGGAGUCUCUGGGCUUGAAACCCGGAGGAGCAAAAGAGAAGCGUUAA
Megachile rotundata (alfalfa leafcutting bee) is the source of this 1099-nucleotide messenger RNA. RefSeq names its product RNA-binding protein musashi (gene msi). Gene Ontology annotation, molecular function: mRNA binding. Lineage: Eukaryota; Metazoa; Arthropoda; Insecta; Hymenoptera; Megachilidae. The record is from RefSeq and is a predicted model, not a curated record. Gene Ontology annotation, biological process: regulation of translation. Gene Ontology annotation, cellular component: cytoplasm.